Molecule: messenger RNA, 3351 nt
Organism: Knipowitschia caucasica
Lineage: Eukaryota; Metazoa; Chordata; Actinopteri; Gobiiformes; Gobiidae
Source: the annotation of a GenBank genome assembly
AUGCUGCGAGGAACGUUUGAAAAGUCUGAGGAGGAGGCAGAGGAGGAGGAGGAGGCAGAGGAGGCUGAGGAGGAGGAGGAGGCUGAGGAGGAGGCAGAGGAGGCUGAGGAGGAGGAGGCAGAGGAGGCUGAGGAGGAGGAGGCAGAGGAGGCAGAGGAGGAGGAGGAGGCUGAGGAGGAGGAGGCAGAGGAGGAGGAGGCAGAGGAGGAGGAGGCAGAGGAGGCUGAGGAGGAGGAGGAGGAAGCUGAGGAGGAGGCGGCUGAGGAGGAGGCAGAGGAGGCUGAGGAGGAGGAGGCUGAGGAGGAGGAGGAGGAGGCUGAGGAGGAGGCAGAGGGGGAGGCAGAGGAGGCUGAGGAGGAGGAGGCAGAGGAGGAGGCAGAGGAGGCAGAGGGGGAGGCAGAGGAGGAGGAGGCAGAGGAGGAGGCUGAGGAGGAGGAGGAGGCAGCUGAGGAGGAGGAGGAGGCUGAGGGGGAGGAGGAGGCUGAGGAGGAGGAGGAGGCUGAGGAGGAGGAGGAGGAGGCUGAGGAGGAGGAGGCAGAGGAGGGGGAGGCAGAGGAGGGGGAGGCAGAGGAGGGGGAGGCAGAGGAGGAGGAGGCAGAGGGGGAGGCAGAGGAGGAGGAGGCAGAGGAGGCUGAGGAGGAGGAGGAGGAGGAGGAGGAGGCAGAGGAGGAGGAGGCAGAGGAGGCUGAAGAGGAGGAGGAGGAGGAGGCUGAGGAGGAGGCGGCUGAGGAGGAGGCAGAGGAGGCUGAGGAGGAGGAGGCAGAGGGGGAGGCAGAGGAGGCUGAGGAGGAGGAGGCAGAGGAGGAGGAGGCAGAGGAGGAGGAGGCAGAGGAGGAGGAGGCAGAGGAGGCUGAGGAGGAGGAGGCUGAGGAGGAGGAGGAGGAGGAGGAGGAGGCUGAGGAAGAGGAGGCUGAGGAGGCUGAGGAGGCUGAGGAGGAGGAGGAGGCUGAGGAGGAGGCAGAGGAGGCUGAGGAGGAGGAGGAGGCUGAGGAGGCUGAGGAGGAGGAGGCUGAGGAGGAGGCAGAGGAGGCAGAGGAGGAGGAGGCAGAGGAGGAGGAGGCAGAGGAGGAGGCAGAGGAGGAGGAGGCAGAGGGGGAGGAGGCAGAGGGGGAGGAGGCAGAGGGGGAGGAGGCAGAGGGGGAGGAGGCAGAGGGGGAGGAGGAGGCAGAGGAGGAGGAGGCAGAGGAGGAGGAGGCAGAGGGGGAGGCAGAGGAGGAGGAGGCAGAGGAGGAGGAGGCAGAGGAGGAGGAGGCAGAGGAGGAGGCAGAGGAGGAGGAGGCAGAGGAGGAGGCAGAGGAGGAGGAGGCAGAGGGGGAGGAGGAGGCAGAGGGGGAGGAGGAGGCAGAGGAGGAGGAGGCAGAGGGGGAGGAGGAGGCAGAAGAGGAGGAGGCAGAGGAGGAGGAGGCAGAGGAGGCAGAGGAGGAGGCAGAGGAGGAGGCAGAGGAGGAGGAGGCAGAGGAGGCAGAGGAGGCAGAGGAGGAGGAGGAGGCUGAGGAGGAGGCAGAAGAGGAGGAGGCAGAAGAGGAGGAGGCAGAGGAGGAGGCAGAGGAGGAGGAGGCAGAGGGGGAGGAGGAGGAGGCAGAGGAGGAGGAGGAGGCAGAGGAGGCAGAGGAGGCAGAGGAGGAGGAGGAGGCUGAGGAGGAGGCAGAGGAGGAGGCAGAAGAGGAGGAGGCAGAGGAGGAGGCAGAGGAGGAGGAGGCAGAGGAGGAGGAGGCAGAGGGGGAGGAGGAGGAGGCAGAGGAGGAGGCAGAGGAGGAGGAGGAGGCAGAGGAGGAGGAGGCAGAGGAGGCAGAGGGGAAGGAGGAGGAGGCAGAGGAGGAGGAGGCAGAGGAGGCAGAGGAGGAGGAGGCAGAGGGGGAGGCAGAGGAGGAGGAGGCAGAGGAGGCAGAGGAGGAGGAGGCAGAGGAGGAGGAGGAGGAGGAGGAGGCUGAGGAGGCUGAGGAGGAGGAGGCUGAGGAGGAGGCAGAGGAGGCAGAGGAGGAGGAGGCAGAGGAGGAGGAGGCAGAGGAGGAGGCAGAGGAGGAGGCAGAGGAGGAGGAGGCAGAGGGGGAGGAGGCAGAGGGGGAGGAGGCAGAGGGGGAGGAGGCAGAGGGGGAGGAGGCAGAGGGGGAGGAGGAGGCAGAGGAGGAGGAGGCAGAGGAGGAGGAGGCAGAGGGGGAGGCAGAGGAGGAGGAGGCAGAGGAGGAGGAGGCAGAGGAGGAGGAGGCAGAGGAGGAGGCAGAGGAGGAGGCAGAGGAGGAGGAGGCAGAGGGGGAGGAGGAGGCAGAGGGGGAGGAGGAGGCAGAGGAGGAGGAGGCAGAGGGGGAGGAGGAGGCAGAAGAGGAGGAGGCAGAGGAGGAGGAGGCAGAGGAGGCAGAGGAGGAGGCAGAGGAGGAGGCAGAGGAGGAGGAGGCAGAGGAGGCAGAGGAGGCAGAGGAGGAGGAGGAGGCUGAGGAGGAGGCAGAAGAGGAGGAGGCAGAAGAGGAGGAGGCAGAGGAGGAGGCAGAGGAGGAGGAGGCAGAGGGGGAGGAGGAGGAGGCAGAGGAGGAGGAGGAGGCAGAGGAGGCAGAGGAGGCAGAGGAGGAGGAGGAGGCUGAGGAGGAGGCAGAGGAGGAGGCAGAAGAGGAGGAGGCAGAGGAGGAGGCAGAGGAGGAGGAGGCAGAGGAGGAGGAGGCAGAGGGGGAGGAGGAGGAGGCAGAGGAGGAGGCAGAGGAGGAGGAGGAGGCAGAGGAGGAGGAGGCAGAGGAGGCAGAGGGGAAGGAGGAGGAGGCAGAGGAGGAGGAGGCAGAGGAGGCAGAGGAGGAGGAGGCAGAGGGGGAGGCAGAGGAGGAGGAGGCAGAGGAGGCAGAGGAGGAGGAGGCAGAGGAGGAGGAGGAGGAGGCAGAGGAGGAGGAGGAGGAGGCUCUAACACUAUCUACGGCUCAAUCUCGACUCACUCCUGAACCCGGACCCAGACUCACUCCUGAACCCGGACCCAGACUCACUCCUGAACCCGGACCCAGACUCACUCCUGAACCCGGGCCCAGACUCACUCCUGAACUGGGCCCAGACUCACUCCUGAACCCGGGCCCAGACUCACUCCUGAACCCGGGCCCAGACUCACUCCUGAACCCGGGCCCAGACUCACUCCUGAACCCGGGCCCAGACUCACUCCUGAACCCGGGCCCAGACUCACUCCUGAACCCGGGCCCAGACUCACUCCUGAACCCGGGCCCAGACUCACUCCUGAACCCGGGCCCAGACUCACUCCUGAACCCGGGCCCAGACUCACUCCUGAACCCGGGCCCAGACUCACUCCUGAACCCGGGCCCAGACUCACUCCUGAACCCGGGCCCAGACUCACUCCUGAACUGGGCCCAGACUCACUCCUGA